Aspergillus heteromorphus CBS 117.55 is the source of this 2535-nucleotide messenger RNA. Its product is annotated as putative C6 transcription factor. Bases 1 to 2535 code for a protein of 844 amino acids. The transcript has 5 exons. Gene Ontology annotation, biological process: DNA-templated transcription; regulation of DNA-templated transcription. Gene Ontology annotation, cellular component: nucleus. The record is from RefSeq and is a predicted model, not a curated record. Gene Ontology annotation, molecular function: DNA binding; zinc ion binding; DNA-binding transcription factor activity, RNA polymerase II-specific. Lineage: Eukaryota; Fungi; Ascomycota; Eurotiomycetes; Eurotiales; Aspergillaceae.
AUGUCGAACACCGCAGCAGCUGCCACUGCUCAGCGGAUUUCAUCCCGACUGCCUGACGAUCCGGAACAAGAUCACAGCGGGGAGGAAUCCUGGUCCGCCGUCGACAUCGAUACCGAGCAGGUUGCGCAGAACGGUGCCGGCGUCUCGAGGGCCUUGAAACGCAAACGCCCUCUUACAGUGUCGUGUGAGCUAUAUCGCGUUCAACCGAGCUGUGGAUGGUGCGCUCGCAAUGGUCAGCUGUGCGAGUACAAAGAGCGAAAAAAGCCCGGCCUCCGCGCAGGCUAUGGAAAGGAACUGGAGCAAAGGCUAGAUCGCCUGGAACAAGUCAUCCAAACACAGGCCCGCCUGAUUGAAACACAUAUCAUCCAGGGCCAGUCUCGCAUGCCCCAUGAAAUAGCCCAGCAAGGGCCCUUCUCAUAUAGCUCUCCAUCCGAGACAGCACAGGGCCCCAGCCCCCAAAAUGCCUUCUAUUUCCAUGAACCAUCGUCUAUGGUCCCUCCACCACGCCAGUCGGAGGCAUCCAUAACCAGUCCGUCGGACAUGUCCGUCAAGAAUGCAAUCCGUAACCAACUUUCGAAUAGCAUCUCUGCUCCGGCUCCUUUGAUGCAAACCCCAGGCAAUCCGCCACACAACGAUUAUACAGGAAAUGAAUCGUCACUGAAAGUCCCAGUCAAUCUGUUUGCCAACCAGGAACAGUCGCUUGCAGACCCAGAGCUUGAUCUACCGCCGUAUGAUCUAUUAUAUGCGCUGGUAGACCUCUAUUUCGAGCAUAUCAACACAUGGUGUCCUGUUCUUCAUCGUCGGACGACUCUCGAUACUUUUUUCGGUCCAUCCCCGCUGGAGGAGGCAGACAGGGCGGUGCUGUACGCCAUAGUUGCUACCACCCUUCGCUUUUCAAACGAUAGCAGGCUCAAUGAGCAAAGCCGCAAACGGUACCACGAUUCUUCAAAGCAAAAGGUCCUGCUCUACGGACUUGAAAACUCAUCGGUCAAGGCCCUCCAGGCUCUGGUCAUACUCGCCCUGGACCUCGUGGGCUCUUCCAACGGCCCUCCAGGGUGGAAACUGCUUGCACUCAUCACACGGUCAGUGGUCCAGCUGGGACUCGCUGUAGAGUCUAAGUCUUCCCUCAUUGCCCCGAGCUACCCCUCCAUCUACACUCUCCGUGCCGUUACUCUCCCGGAACCCGACUCCUGGAUCGAGGACGAGGGCAGACGGAGGCUCUUCUGGAUGGUAUAUCUUCUAGAUCGAUACUCCACCAUUGCAACUGCUUUCGAUUUCGCUCUAGACGACAAAGACAUCGACCGGAAGCUUCCCUGCAGGGAUGAAUAUUUCCUCAAAAACGAGCCGGUCGAAACCAGGUGGUUCCAACGCUCCAGUGAACGCGCUGACUACGUGAGCCGGGCCGAAAACGUCGGAACCUUUGGGCUCUACAUCGAGAUCCUGGGCAUAUUUUCGCGGAUCCAUUCGUUCCUAAAGCGACCCGUCGACAUAGGAGCGCUUUCGGACGUCGAGGAAUGGCAGGCAACCUACCGCAGGCUCGACAAUGAACUGACAUCCUGGGAAUUCGGCCUUCCAGCCGAAUAUGCCUACGAGAAUUCCUCUCGAUUGUUUAAUGGAUCAAAACACACCAAAGGGAUCCAUUGCGACUGGGUCCAGCUCCACGCCACCUACCAAACUGCAGUCAUCCGCCUCCACUCAUCAGCAGCCUACCCCACCACGCGCUCCCCAAUCUUCACCCCCUCCUACAGCGCCAGCCAACGCUGCCUCCUCGCCGUUGACAACAUCCUCUCCGUGACCCGCUUCGUCACAGACAACAACAUCCUCGACAAACUCGGCCCCCCCUUCGCCUUCACCCUCUGGGUCUCCGCCCGUCUACUCCUCGUCCACGGCUCCACAAUCGCCCACACCGUCAGCCCCGAUAUCAUCUUCUUCGUCGACACCCUCGCCCAGAUGGGCAAGCACUGGAAAGUCGCCGACCGCUACAGCUCCAUCCUGCAGCGCGUCCUCGACGAAUACGGCGAAUACCAACAAUCCGGCGCCGAGGACCCCGAACGCACCACCCCCUCCACUGUCAAAAUCCUUGCUGAUAUGCGUCGAUGCGCGUUCGACCUCGACUUUCUCAUCUCCAGACAACCCCGUUCUUCCCCUUCUGUAUCUGGUAGCCAACCCCCCGCGCCAGCUACAUCAUCAUCAUCAUCAUCAUCAUCAACAAUGACAGCUGCUGCGGCAGCCGCAAUGGUCAGGAACCCCGCUCCCAACGAACUCGAAUACCUCGAUGUUUUCGGCUUCUUUAACGUCCCGCGUGUCCCUGCAACACGUGCAUCCGAUAUCCUUAACCUGGAUAUUGCUGACACGGUUAAUAACUCCAUGUUGACCGGCUCUGCCGCCAUCACUACCACUGCCACUUCCACUACUACCACCACCGCCGCCGCCUCCGUGGUCGAUGGCUCGCAGUCAAAUACCAACGAAUUCAACAUCACGAAUUACUUGAUUCCUACCCCCGAGACAGAUUGGCUAUUUCGUCCUGCGGGGUGA